Molecule: messenger RNA, 726 nt
Organism: Rhinopithecus roxellana (golden snub-nosed monkey)
Lineage: Eukaryota; Metazoa; Chordata; Mammalia; Primates; Cercopithecidae
Gene: VMAC
Product: vimentin type intermediate filament associated coiled-coil protein
Exons: 2
Coding region: 33-542 (169 amino acids)
Source: RefSeq, a predicted model, not a curated record
GGCGUGGCCGGGCCUGGACAGCGGCCUGGGCCAUGUCGGCGCCGCCUGCCCUGCAGAUCCGGGAGGCGAACGCACACCUGGCGGCCGUGCAUCGGCGCGCGGCGGAGCUGGAGGCACGGCUGAACGCGGCGGAGCGCACGGUGCACGCCCAGGCCGAGCGCCUGGCCCUCCACGACCAGCAGCUGCGCGCUGCCCUAGACGAACUGGGUCGCGCCAAGGACCGUGAGAUUGCCACACUCCAGGAGCAGCUGAUGACCUCAGAGGCCACUGUCCACAGCCUGCAGGCCGCCGUGCACCAGAGGGACAAACUCAUUAGGCAGUUGCAGCCCCGGGCUGAGCUGUUGCAGGACAUCUGCCGCCGCCGACCACCCCUGGCCGGGCUGCUGGCUGCCCUGGCUGAGGCUGAGCGCCUGGGGCCCGUGCCGGCCAGUGACCCCGGCCACCCACCCCCCGGUGGGCCUGGUCCACCCCUUGCCAAUAGCACUGGGGAAGAGGCAGACAGGGUCCACCUCCAGCCUGCGGUGUUUGGGACCACAGUGUGAGCCCGGAAUGCAGAUUCCAGAAUGGAGACAGAAAGCCACUGCUGUCAAUGUCCUUGGGAGUCACCAGCGUCCUGCAGGGGGACCCAAUGGCAGAGCCACAGUCCUGUCUAAGCAUCAGAACAGGCUAAACAGUCAAAGUUUUCAAAUAGGUCCACAGGCCAGAUGCAGACGUUUAACCCAGACA